Molecule: messenger RNA, 1521 nt
Organism: Pseudomassariella vexata
Lineage: Eukaryota; Fungi; Ascomycota; Sordariomycetes; Amphisphaeriales; Pseudomassariaceae
Product: acetylcholinesterase
Exons: 3
Coding region: 1-1521 (506 amino acids)
Source: RefSeq, a predicted model, not a curated record
AUGCUACUCUUUACUCCCGCCGCUGUUGUCGUCGCCUUAGCUGGCACCCUCAUAGCAGCUAAGAAGUCCUGUGGUAACUCGAGCCUAUCUAUAACAACGGAAAAUGGCAUUGUGAACGGAUUCAUCGACCCUGCCACGCCAGGAGUCCGACGAUUCCUCGGAAUCCCCUACGCAGAACCACCCCUAGGCGACCUGCGAUUCUUGCCCCCCCAGCCUGCGCAGCCCUUCGGCACCAUCGGCUCGACAGAACUGCCACCCAGCUGCAUCCAAUUCCUGGCAACCGCUCCGCAACUCUAUACCCGCGAGGUUCUCGAGUUCAACCUGGAUGGGCUGAACACCACGGGCCGCAUCAGCGAGGAUUGUCUAACACUGAGUGUCUGGGCACCGCUCAAGAAACACAAGAAGGAGAAGCAAUCAAAACUCCCCGUCCUCAUCUUCUUCUAUGGGGGCUCCUUCGCCAUGGGAGGCCAAGAUAUACCCUAUCAGAUUCCGGCGCAAUGGGUCCAGCGCACGCAAGGCCACAUCGUCGUCACGUUCAACUUCCGCGGCAACAUCUUCGGGUUCCCCAACGCGGCGGGAUUGAAUGAUACGGAGCAGAACUUGGGACUGCUCGACCAGCGGCUGGCAGUAGAGUGGGUGCGCGACAACAUCGCGGCGUUUGGCGGCGACCCCGAGCGCAUCGGGCUCUGGGGCCAGAGUUCGGGCGCGAUUUCGUUGGGAUAUUACAGCUACGCGUAUCCCGAGGACCCGAUCGCGAACAGCAUUAUGCAGGAUUCUGGGAGCGAGUAUCUGGGGCAGAACAUGCUCGAUCCCCUGCACACCAACUUCACGUUCGUGGCUCAGAGUGUCGGCUGUGGGGGGCUGGGACCCGAAGAAGAGGUGGCUUGCAUGAGGACCGUCGACGCGAUUCAGAUUGAAAACGUCUUGCAGGCGAACCCGAUUCCGAUCCUGUUCUUUGGGCCGAUGGUGGAUGGGAGGACGGUGUUUGCGAAUUAUACGGAGCGUGCUCUGCAAGGGGAGAUUGCGAGAAUCCCGGCGAUUGUGGGAAGCAAUACUCAGGACGGCUCUGUCUUCACCCCUUAUCAACCCAAUGGCUUCAAUACGACUAUACUAGAUCUGGUAACACUGAGCUUCUUUUUCUGUUCUGCCUGGCAGUCUGCACUAACGCGCCUCUCCGUGGGAUUGCCCGUCUACCGCUACGAAUACGCCGGUAAUUUCAGCAACAUUUCGCCUGAUCCAUGGCUGGGCGCGUACCAUGAGUCUGAGCUCCCACUGCUCUUUGGCACCCACCCCAACUUUCGUGGCAACUCAACGCAGCUCGAGUACGAGACCAGCUUUGCCAUGCAAGACGCGUGGUUGGCUCUCGUUGCUCAAGAGUCUGUCGAGGAACAGGACUGGCCGAGAUACAGCGGUGUCCCCACAGGGCUGGUCAGACAGUUUGGAAAUGGCGUCGCGGCGCAGAACGUGGACAGGAGAACUAUGGAGAUGCAGUGUGUUACUGUGUUGCAGGAAUUCUCAUGA